Molecule: messenger RNA, 2177 nt
Organism: Ricinus communis (castor bean)
Lineage: Eukaryota; Viridiplantae; Streptophyta; Magnoliopsida; Malpighiales; Euphorbiaceae
Product: cysteine--tRNA ligase 2, cytoplasmic
Exons: 10
Coding region: 345-1937 (530 amino acids)
Biological process (GO): cysteinyl-tRNA aminoacylation
Cellular component (GO): cytoplasm
Molecular function (GO): ATP binding; cysteine-tRNA ligase activity
Source: RefSeq, a predicted model, not a curated record
GUGAAAGGAAAAAGAAAAGAAGAAGUUUAUUUCCAUUUUUUAUUCUAGGGAUUUAACAUUUCUUCUCUCUCUCUCAUCAUUUUCUUCUCUCUUUCUCAGUCACCGCCGCUUUUCUCCCCUUCCCCUCCUCUCUGAACAGUCCGCCUCCGCCGUUGUCCUACCCUUUUCCACUCUAUUGCUAUCAUCGGAGCCUUCAAAGACCAGUUAUCCACUGUCUAUUUCCACUGACUUACGGGUUCUCAAUUUUUGGCUUUGCGAAAAACAACGAUUUGAAGAACUUUGGUGUUACAUUAAACCAUCAAAAGUUGCAGAUUAAUCGAAUCUGGUGAGGUGCAAUUGUAAGAAUGGCGAAGAAGGUGGAAUUUAAAUUAUACAAUACAAUGAAUAGACAAUUGGAAGCCUUCAAGCCACAUGUACCUGGAAAAGUUGGCAUGUAUGUCUGUGGUGUUACUGCCUAUGCUUUCAGCCACAUCGGUCAUGCACGCGCCGCAGUUAUUUUUGAUGUCCUCUUCAGAUAUCUACAACACUUAGGUUAUGAAGUUACUUAUGUCCGAAAUUUUACGGAUAUUGAUGACAAGAUAAUUAAGCGAGCAAAUGAGAGUGGUGAGGACCCAUUUUCUUUAAGUAGCAGAUUUUGUGAGGAAUAUCUUGUUGACAUGGACAGUCUGCAGUGCUUUCGUCCUACACAUCAGCCACGUGUGACUGAUCACAUAGAACAGAUCAAGGAUAUGAUCACACAGAUCAUCAACAAUGGUUUUGCAUACCCCUCCGAAGGAGAUGUCUUCUUUGCUGUUGAUAAAUUCCCAAAUUAUGGUCAGUUAUCUGGUCAGAAACUAGAAAACCAUAGAGCAGGUGAACGUAAUCCUGAUACCAGAAAACGUAAUCCUGCAGACUUUGCACUGUGGAAGGCUGCAAAACCAGGUGAACCAAGUUGGGAAAGUCCAUGGGGUCCUGGAAGGCCGGGGUGGCAUAUAGAGUGCAGUGCAAUGAGUGCUCAGUAUCUGACCUUCAAGUUUGAUAUCCAUGGUGGUGGAAGUGAUCUAAUUUUUCCACAUCAUGAAAAUGAGAUUACACAAAGUGCUGCUGCAUGCCAAGAAAGUAAUGUGAGUUAUUGGAUUCAUAAUGGGCAUGUUACAAAUAACAAUGAGAAAAUGUCAAAGUCCCUGGGUAACUAUUUCACAAUCCGUGAGGUUACUGAACGAUAUCAUCCACUGGCUGUGAGACACUUUUUGAUAAGCGCACACUAUCGAUCUCCCCUCAAUUACACUGUUUUUCAGCUAGAAAGUGCAUCAGAUGCAAUCUUUUACAUUUAUCAGACGUUGCAAGAUUGUGAGGAUGCUUUAUCAAUGUUUCAAGAUGGAAGUUUGAAGGAGGGUGCAGCACAGAAUAGCAAGGUGGUUGGGAUUACUGCUGAUGCCAAAAAAUGCAUCAAUAAACUUCGUGAUGAGUUUGAGACAAAAAUGUCAGAUGAUUUGAGCACUUCACAUAUAUUGACUGGUGCUUUCCAAGAUGCCUUGAAGUUCAUAAAUAGUUCCAUAAGCAUGUUGAAGAAGAAACUGCAAAAGCCACAACAAUUGUCAUUGAUUCAAUCUCUUACUGAAAUAGAGAGAGAAAUAAAAUUGGUUUUAAAUAUUUUGGGACUGCUUCCUCCUGGCACUUACGCUGAGAUUUUGCAGCAACUAAAGGACAAGGCAUUGAAAAGGGCUGGAGUAACAGAAGAUGAUGUGCUCCGUAGUAUUGAGGAAAGAGCACAAGCUAGGAAAAACAAAGAAUUUUCAAGAAGUGAUCAGGUCAGGGCUAAUUUGGCUGCCAAGGGCAUUGCACUAAUGGAUGUGGGUAAGGAAACAGUUUGGAGACCUUGUGUCCCUGUUGAACAAGAACAGGAGGCAGUAUCUGUUGUAAAAGACCAAAAUCCACCACCCGCAAUAUCAAGUUGAUGAGUAGCCUUUAUUUUGGUUUUCUUGUCAGUAAAUCGACUUGCACAAAAUGAAAACUAAUAUCUGUUUCAAUUUAUACUAUUUAUGUUGUAACAUGCAGGGGCUUUUACUUGUAACGGCCUUCUUACAGGACAUGAUACAGAUUUCAUCAUAAACGUGUAACUUUUUCUCCAAUAGAGGAAUAUAUGGGUUCGGGACCCAUGUUGUCUCGUAGAGUUCAACUGGUUCUGGAGUUGAUUA